AUGCAUAAACUGGCAGUGUCUCGCGAUUUCGAUUUCCAGGAUUGGUCCUCCUAUACACUUUGUCCGCGGGCGUACAGAUGGGCUUCAAACAGCCUAGGAGGUGGGACGCAGGACAUCCAAUGGAUCCGCGUGUGUAACCCGAUAACCAAGGAGAACACUUUGGUGUUGGUAGACACCCCGGGGUUCAAUGGAGACAACAGAACAGAUACGACGGUGUUAGACAUGGUCAGCCAAUGGAUGUCCUCUCGAUGCCCUGAUGGAAUGAAGCUCUCGGGGAUCAUAUUUGUUCAUCGUAUCAAGGACAACAGGUGCACGCAAGGGUCUACCAGCAUUCGAGUGAACGCGGGUGCGCUCAAAAGGCUUUGUGGAGACAGGGCCUUCGAGAAAAUACUCCUUGUGACGACCAUGUGGGAUUCGCUGAAGGACCUACGCAUUGGUGAAGAGAGGGAGAAGGCACUCGAAGCCGGGUAUUGGGCCGACAUGAUCAAAGGUGGCUCGCACUCUCGGCGUUUCGACAAAUCAGAAGCCUCGGCCUGGCAAAUAGUCCAAGAUAUUCUGGAGAAGCAAAGCGGACCAACGCUCGAGGAGCUGCAGAAAUUCGAAAGACGUCUCAGCCAAACCAAGGCAGGACAAGAAUUGUUGACGCACUUGCAAGAUCUUCGCGCACGGCAGAGCAUUCUCAUUCCGACAAUCGCGUCUCAAAUUACUGAUUCUGGACGUCCUUCGACCGCCCAAGCGACACUCGACGCGGAGCAAGGUCGCUUAGAGGCCGAAGCUCAGAAAGUGUUUGAGGAGGUCAAGUCCCUGAAGGUCUCUUUUGGCGAGAGAAUUUGGAGAUUCUUUUCACAAGGUCGGUCAUGA
This is a messenger RNA of Cyclocybe aegerita, 861 nucleotides long. The record is from the annotation of a GenBank genome assembly. NCBI's taxonomy places the organism in Eukaryota, Fungi, Basidiomycota, Agaricomycetes, Agaricales, Hemipholiotaceae.